This is a messenger RNA of Dermacentor andersoni, 4214 nucleotides long. Its product is annotated as ATP-binding cassette sub-family C member 3-like. The record is from RefSeq and is a predicted model, not a curated record. Gene Ontology annotation, biological process: transmembrane transport. Gene Ontology annotation, molecular function: ATP binding; ATP hydrolysis activity; ABC-type transporter activity. NCBI's taxonomy places the organism in Eukaryota, Metazoa, Arthropoda, Arachnida, Ixodida, Ixodidae. Gene Ontology annotation, cellular component: membrane.
AUGAUUUCGGGCGAGGUGUUCAUCGAGAAGUGCAACUUCAGCUGGGACCCGGAUAAGCAGGGAUUCGACCUCCGUGGCAUCUCGGUGCAGAUCGAGCCAGGCUCCCUGGUGGGCGUGGUUGGAUUCGUAGGUUCCGGCAAGUCAUCGCUGCUGGCCGCCAUCUUGGGAGACAUGAUGCGCACCCGAGGGUGGCUCGACGUCGGCGGAAAGGUGGCGUACGCCUCGCAGACCCCGAGCAUCUACAACAUGAGCGUGCGGGACAACAUCCUGUUCGGCCUCAAGCUGGAGCCCCUGCGUUACCUGACCGUCCUCAAUGCGUGCGAGCUGCAGACUGACCUCGCCUCUUUCCCCGCGGGUGACCUCACCGAGGUGGGAGAGAAGGGUACAACCCUGAGCGGAGGCCAACGGCAGCGUGUCGCCCUCGCCAGGGCUGUGUACAGCGACUCCGACGUGUACCUCUUCGACGACCCCCUGAGCGGGCUCGACGCUCAGGUGGCAUCCAGGGUGUUCAGGCAGGUCAUGGGACCGCAGGGGCUGCUCCGCAGGAAGGUCAGUAUUGGUAAAAUAUACGUGUAUACCAACCAAAAAAAGAAAAGAAAAAACGACAGCCCUGAAGCGCCUCGCACACGGCGCUCAUUUUUGCCUACGCAGACUCGCGUCCUUGUCUGCAGUCAAGGGAACCUGCUGAAGUACGUGGAACGGAUCCUGCUGGUGCACGACAGGCGCGUCUUCAGCUUUUCGAACCUGAGCUCGCUGCUGCUUGACCCGAACGCCCCGCGGACGCUGCGAACCAGUCAGGUCCAGCAGACGAUGCCCGUGCAGACGACGAAAAGUACCCGAAAGAACCGUGCUGAUUCCGGUCAAGAAAUACACCGAGGAAAGGUUACCAUCGAUGAAAGCUUACAACCGCGAAAGAGCUCGCUGGAGGUGGUGCGCCGCCUGCUGGCCUUUUCGGGCACGUGGAGCUGGGUGGCCAUACUGCUGUUCGUGGCGUGCGCCGGCGCAGUCGCCGGCCAGCAGUUCCUCAUACGUGGUUGGACCGACGCCGUGGCGAGGAGGGGUGCGGACGAGGACGGGAGCCGCGCGGACGCCGCCUGGGUGGCCGGUCUCGUCCUGGUUUCCCUGUGCGACGUGAUGUUCCGCUGCCUGGGCGUCGUGGCGAUGGCAUGGGGCAACCGGCGGCUCUCGCACCGCCUCCACGCGAACAUGCUGAGCCGGCUGCUGUCGAGCCCGACGUCCUUCUUCGACGCCACUCCGCGGGGCCGCAUCGUGACCCGCUUCUCGCUCGACCUGUACGCCGUCGACCUGCGGCUCUUCCUGAGCGGCAAGCAGUGCGUCCAGAACGUGCUCGUCGCGGUGGGCAAGCUCUGCGUGGUCGCCAGCCAGGCGUCGGUCGUCGUCCUCGUCGGGGCCGUCGGCGCUCUCGCCACGCUCGUGGCGCUGGUGUACAGCGUCCGCGCCGCGUCGCUGGUGCUGUACACGGAGGCGGCGCUGGUGGCCCGGGCCAUGCAGCACGUGGUCGAGACCCGGGACACCCUGAGCACCGUGCGCAGUUUCGGCGCCGUGGGCCGCUUCUGCCGCCUCUACUGCCGCCUGCUGGACGCCGAGGCCAGGGCGUUCGGCGCGUACCUCGCCUCGUACCGGGUCACCCGCUGCCUGGCCGCCCUGGCGGGACUCGGGGUGGUGCUGGCCACCCUGGGCUUCACGCUGGCCGCCAGCGGCGGCGACGGCGCCGGAAGCAGCAACGUCGGACUGGCCCUCAGCUCGGCGCUGUCGAUACCGAUCCUGAUGAUGUCCAUCACGCUGUCGUUGUUCGCCGUCCUGCAGCUGCUGGUGCAGUUUCAGAGGGCUCUGGAAUACACCGAACUUCCGCAAGAGGAGAAUGAUCCGGAACCCCCCAAGAGGCCCUCGCUACAAUUCCGGCGCCGCUACAGUAACAUGAUUAUCCUCGAAGAACUCUGGCCAACGAAAGGGAGAAUUGAGUUUCAGCGCUACACGGCCUCCUAUCGGCCAGGCGUGCUGCCCAAUGUGCUGAUCAGGGUCAACUUCAUCAUCGAAGGUAGCGAAAAGGUAGGCGUGGUGGGUCGCACGGGAGCCGGCAAGUCGUCGCUGGUGCAGGCACUGCUCCGGGUGCUGGUGCCCACCGAAGGGCGCAUCCUCGUGGACGGCGUCGACAUCUCCUCGCUGAAGCUCAAGAAGCUGCGCUCCGCCGUCACCGUCAUACCGCAAGAUCCCACGCUGGUCACGGGAAGCCUACGGGACAACCUGGACCCCACGCGCAGCCACACUGAUGCCGAGAUCUGGGACGCGCUGAGGAAGUCCCACCUGGGCGAGUUCGUGUCACGGAACCCGCACGGCCUCGACCUCGCCGCCGGAGAGGGCGGUGCAAACCUUAGCGUGGGCCAACGCCAGCUGGUGUGCCUGGCCCGCGCCCUCUUGCGGCGUCCCAAGAUCCUGGUGCUGGACGAGGCCACGUCGCAGAUGGACGGCGACACGGACCGGCUCAUACAGAGCACGCUGCGCCAGUGCUUCGCCGGCUGCACCCUGCUGGCCAUCGCGCACCGAGUAAACACCGUGCUGGACUACGACAAAAUCCUGGUGAUGGCGGGCGGCGAGGUGGCCGAGUUCGGUCCCACCAAGGCGCUGCUGGAAGACCCGGCCUCGCUCUUCCACGGGAUCGCCAGGGACGCCGGCGCCAUACCCCCGAACGGCGUCACCAACGCCGUCGCCGCCGAGCCCGCCGUCUCGGUGCCGAGACCGCGCUCCAGUUUCGUCGCGGCGCGCAUCCUGAGCAGUGUUCCGCAGGCCUGACGGCCGCAGCUGCGCACCGAUUGCCACGUUUUUUCGUUCUUUUUUUUUUCUCGGAGGGUGCCGGCGAAGGUGUACGUUAGGGGUGUGCGAAUAUUUAGAAAAAGGAAAUAUCGAAUAAGGAAUCGAACGGCAUCGUAUUUCGCGAUUCGGUAUACGCCGUAGCGUAUUAAGAGUUGGGGUGUACGUCGGAGAAUCCGGGUGGUCAAAAUUAAUCCGGAGACACCUACAGUGCACGGCGUAGACUCGGCGUUAUUUCGCCACUUUAAACCUUAUAAAUGUGUAGCGGCAGCGCAUCGGUGCGACUUGGGGACGAGAGAGCGUCUGCGUCGAGCCGAAGGCGCUGCCGCUAUACAAUUCACCUGAUUCAGUCUGUGAGUCUAGUGAGCAUUUGUAAAAAAAACGAAUAGCUUUAGAAUAGUUUAUACGCCCAAACGUACGCUGUAAAACAUAAUAUUGAAGCCAAAUCGCGACAAAUUUAGUCCCUGUCAUAGCAAAUCUUGGACACGAGAAGUUGUGUCGUGGAGCGAAUUACGCUAUGCAACGCUCAGGGAGCCCUUGAGGGUUGCCUUCUAAUCGCACGAUCGUUUUUAAUCGCCGAAGGGUCCUGGGUGUGAGAAGAAAUUGCUUAGUUAAUCCAACUGCCUCCCCCCCCCCUCCUAAAUAAAUUUCAUUCAGUAAUGCUAUAUUUACAUGUAGUUUAUCGAAAAACAGAGCGUGUCAAAAUUAAAAAGAAAGCAGUCGUUCAUAACGUGCAACGCUAUCGUAUAAACUUGCUAACGUUGUGAGUACGCUACGGUAUGAACACCGUUUUGCAUUAAUUGUGAAAACGUCGGUUUUUCUCGUUCAAAAAUUAUUCGACAUUCCAUUCGCCUUCGCUUAAUUCUCGCUCUAUUCGAUCCGUAUUCCAUUUGACCGGAAAAAUUACUACGCGUACACCCCUAGCGUACAUGGAAUCGCUUCGACGGGCCCUGCCUCUAAAUUUAACGAUAUGGACGUAAUUAAGCAGGACUGUCGGCUGCGUUCUUAGUGCUGGCCAGAGUGUGAAAGCGUCGUCCAGGAGCCAAAUUUUGAGGUGGACGGCGAAUGACCUGCCGGUCUGUCAGAACUCGCUAGAAUAGCACGAUGCAUGUGGCCGGCGCCACAUAUAGCAUGGCGAUGCUUUGCGACGCAAAGCGGCGCUCAUGUUUCAAUAAGCCUGAAGGAAGUGCCGGUGUCUUGAUGGUUGGCACGUGGAAAGCGUGCCCAUUCCAGAAGAUGAUCCGGGUUAGUGCACUGAGUGAUGGAUUAAAUGCAUAAUAAAAAAAGCUCGUCCGUUGAAGUCACUCUCUGCUAUGGACAAAUGUCAAAACUAAACGUUUAAUUAUUUAUUUGCAAAUACUGUCAGCUCCAUUAGGGACAGCAAC